AGCCUUCCUGUUCCUACUCUACACUCUCAGGUGCUCCGUGUGUCACUUCCUGCUCUUGCCCUGUAAAGAUGCAUCCAGGUGGCAAGGGGCAUUGUGGGCCACCCCCUGGCCAUGGUCCGGGACACUGUCAUGAGGGACAUCACCCUCCAGGACCUGGUGGUCCACACCCUGGCCAUGGCCCAGGACACUGUCCUGGAGGACAUCACCCUCCAGGACAUGGUGGCCCAUCCCAUGGCCAUGGCCCAGGGCACUGUCCUGGAGGACAUCACCCUCCAGGACAUGGUGGCCCAUCCCAUGGCCAUGGCCCAGGGCACUGUCCUGGAGGACAUCACCCUCCAGGGCAUGGUGGCCCAUCCCAUGGCCAUGGCCCAGGGCACUGUGGCCCUCACCCUGGUCCACAUCACUGAGAAAUCAGAAGAAAUGAAGACACAAGAUGAGGAGUCUGCAUGGAAUCCCCAGCUGACCUGGCACCGGGUCUAAACUAGAAUUUUCCCUUGCAAAUAAAUAGCCUCUUGGAGGCCAUAUUUGUUGUUGUUA
Mus musculus (house mouse) is the source of this 537-nucleotide messenger RNA. RefSeq names its product proline/histidine/glycine-rich 1 (gene Phgr1). Lineage: Eukaryota; Metazoa; Chordata; Mammalia; Rodentia; Muridae. The transcript is spliced from 4 exons. The coding region runs from base 69 to 407 and encodes 112 amino acids. The record is from RefSeq and is marked validated.